AUGAGUGACCACCCGCUGAAGGAGAUGUCUGAAAGCAACAGGAGCCCUCUCCUGCCAGGGCCUCUUUCCAGCAGAUACAAACUAUAUGAGUCAGAACUAAGCAGCCCUACCUGGCCUUCCAGCCCCCAGGAUACACACCCAGCCCUUCCCUUGCUGGAAAUGCCUGAGGAAAAGGAUCUCCGAUCACCUGAUGAAGACAGCCACAUAGUGAAAAUCCAAAGACCCAGUGAAAGGAGCAAAAGGAGAGAAAGUGAGGUGCCCCGCAGGGCUUCUGCGGCCCAGGGAGGCUUCAGCUUCUUCCAAACUGUGGGCUAUCUCACUGGUGACAUGAAGGAAUGCCAGAGCUGGCUGAAAGAUAAGCCCCUGGUCCUCCAGUUCCUAGACUGGGUCUUGAGGGGAGCAGCUCAGGUGAUGUUUGUCAACAACCCCCUUAGUGGACUCAUCAUCUUCAUAGGGCUCCUGAUCCAGAAUCCCUGGUGGACAAUUGCUGGGGCCCUGGGGACAGUGGUCUCAACCUUAACUGCCCUUGCCUUAAGCCAGGACAGGUCCACCAUCGCCUCUGGACUCCAUGGCUACAAUGGGAUGCUGGUGGGACUGCUGGUGGCCGUGUACUCAGAGAAGUCAGACUUCUACUGGUGGCUUCUGCUUCCUGUGACCUUCGCCUCCAUGGCCUGCCCAGUUAUUUCCAGUGCCUUGAGUAGCAUCUUCACCAAGUGGGAUGUGCCAGUCUUCACGCUGCCCUUCAAUAUUGUCUUAACUCUGUACCUGGCAGCUACAGGCCACUACAACCUCUUCUUCCCCACAACGCUUGUCGAGCCUGUGUCUUCCGUUCCCAAUAUCUCCUGGACAGAGAUUGAAAUGCCUUUGCUGUUACAAACCAUCCCUGUUGGGGUCGGCCAGGUCUACGGCUGUGACAACCCAUGGACAGGUGGCAUGAUCCUGGUGGCCCUGUUUAUCUCCUCCCCACUCAUCUGCUUGCACGCAGCCAUAGGGUCCAUCGUGGGGCUGCUAGCAGCGCUGACUGUGGCCACACCCUUUGAGACGAUCUACAUGGGCCUUUGGAGCUACAACUGUGUCCUCUCCUGUAUCGCUAUCGGAGGCAUGUUCUACGCCCUCACCUGGCAGACACACGUGCUGGCACUUGUCUGUGCCCUGUUCUGCGCAUAUAUGGGGGCGGCCAUCUCCAACAUGAUGGCAGUGGUUGGUGUGCCCCCAGGUACCUGGGCCUUCUGUCUCUCCACACUCAUCUUCCUUCUCCUGACGAGCAACAACCCUGGCAUCUACAAGCUCCCGCUCAGCAAAGUCACCUACCCAGAGGCCAACCGCAUCUACUUCCUGACCCUGAAGAGCAAUGAAGAAGAGAAGUCCCCCAAUGGUGACUAGCCCAGCUCCAAGCGAAAACACGCUUGCCUGCUUCCCUGUGCUCUCAACUCUGGGCCAAUCAACUUAGCCCACUUUCUUUGCCUCUCCUUGCACCUGCAGCAAAUCAAACACACCUGGCCCUCAGUAACCCUGAAGCUGAUUUGCUCCCUCUGCCCAGAUCUUUAUAACUACCCAUGGUGCAGCCUUAAAGGGAGCUGGGAUGCCCUUGCUGGA
Messenger RNA from Myodes glareolus (Bank vole), 1596 nucleotides. The record is from RefSeq and is a predicted model, not a curated record. Lineage: Eukaryota; Metazoa; Chordata; Mammalia; Rodentia; Cricetidae.